Molecule: messenger RNA, 546 nt
Organism: Aspergillus tanneri
Lineage: Eukaryota; Fungi; Ascomycota; Eurotiomycetes; Eurotiales; Aspergillaceae
Product: DUF924 family protein
Exons: 1
Coding region: 1-546 (181 amino acids)
Molecular function (GO): protein binding
Source: RefSeq, a predicted model, not a curated record
AUGGUCCGUUUCACUCGACCCACCAUGUUGAACAAAAGUUAUCAAGAUGUUCUAGACUUCUGGUUCGGCCCCAGGUCCUCCCCCGAUUACCUAAAAGAAAAGUCCUUCUGGUAUGGCGGCGCAGCCGACGAUGCCUAUGUGCGCGCUCAUCUUGGCGAAACCUACGAAGCGGCGAAAGAGGGUAAACUCGAUACAUGGAUUCAAACUGGCCAAGGGGAAGGAGCAUUGGCCUUGAUUCUUCUACUAGACCAAGUACCUCGGAAUAUCUUUCGCGGCACUCCGCUGGCAUAUGCUACUGAUUCUAAGGCCAUCGCAGUGGCGCGACAGGCUGUAGAAAGUGGCUGGGAUAAACAGAUGCCACCUAUACAGAGACGCUAUAUCUACUCGCCAUUCAACCACUCGGAGAAUCUGGAGGACCAGAAGAUGUCGUUGAAGCUGUUUACAGAGCUGGGCGAUAGAUAUCAUUUACACUGGGCGCAGGACUUCUAUAACCAGAUAAAAAGAGAUGGGCGAUUCACUCACCGCGAUCACAUUCUCGGGAGAUAA